Molecule: messenger RNA, 5656 nt
Organism: Anarrhichthys ocellatus (wolf-eel)
Lineage: Eukaryota; Metazoa; Chordata; Actinopteri; Perciformes; Anarhichadidae
Gene: klf4
Product: Kruppel like factor 4
Exons: 5
Coding region: 4178-5509 (443 amino acids)
Biological process (GO): regulation of transcription by RNA polymerase II
Molecular function (GO): DNA-binding transcription factor activity, RNA polymerase II-specific; RNA polymerase II cis-regulatory region sequence-specific DNA binding
Source: RefSeq, a predicted model, not a curated record
CCCUUCUGACAGAAAGGAAAUAUUGUAACAGAGGGGGGCGGCGCUGGGCUCUGUUACGUAGCUGGUUAAAAAUAACUGGCAUAUUUAAGGCUGCAGAGGAAUCCCAGGGCAGGCAAAGGCUGGACAGCCUGCCGCCCGGCAGGAGCUCUCACUUCCCUCUCAGUCGGUUGCUCCCUCUCUCCGCUUCCUCUUCUUAGUCCAAUAUUAAGCCCUGAAACAUGAGCACGACCACCGUCCCAUACCUCAACCACAUUUUCCAACGCCUGUGGAAGCCCACCACUGAAUUCUAUGAUGUGAUGAAAGCUCAGUGUUGGUCUGUUGCAUCCCAGCCUGACCGCAGCCCUGUCCAGCUAUAGAGGCUCGGCUGGGAUUGUCCAAACAAACAACCCUCACUGACUCAGACCUCAUCCAUAUGCAUACCAUCACACAGCAGAACUGUCAACCAGCCCCGUCUGUCAGCAUAUGGAGCCCUUUAGAAAACAAAUACAGAACUGUUUUGUCAUAAGCAAAUUUCUUUUCACUGUGAUGAUUUAUAUACAAAGCUCCGUUUGCUGGUGGAUGUCUGGACCGCAGUAACAGGUGUGGUGAACUCUUGAGGCCUAAAAACUGUGUAAAACUGAACACCGGGCCUGAAUCCAUCAGGUGUUUUUAGAUCACAGAGCGUUUUGGGAUUAUUGUGAAUGAAAAUAUUACAAAUAAAGAUGCAGACAUGAAAUAAAACAAAUCAGAAAUCUUAACAUGUAGUAGUUUGUAGAGCUGAAACUAUGACUCAGUCAAUAGACACAAAAUGAACUAUUUUGAUAAUCAAUUUUUUUCCAAGUAUUUACUGCUUCCAGUUUUUAAAUGUGACAGUUUAUUGAUUUUGCUGUUUGGCAUCGGUUUUAAUUGCUAAUCUUUUUGGCGUUGGGCUGUUUGUCAGACAAAAGAAGCACUUUGAAGAUGCCUGUCACUAUGGGCUUUGAGGAAUCUUGAGACAUUUUUGCAAUAUUUUCUGUAGCCUAAACUAUAAAUCUUUAAAAAAAAACAAUAUUGCAGUGGAAAUUUGUCAGCAUCAACAGCAUGGUGUUCAUUAUGAAUUUGGAAUGCCUGAAUAUUGAUGUAUGAGCUUUGAACAGAUGUUGGUAUCAAAUAUAAAGGCAAAAGGAGAUGUUUGAUAGUGGACAUUAGGUGAAAUUACACGUUUUAUUGAAAAUAAUAAUAGUGGUGAAGUCUUCAAACUACUUCUGAGAGGAGGAAUUAUGUAUGCACUAAAACAGAGGGAAAUCCUAUCACAAUUAGGCCUGUAGUCGGUGCCUUGUUGCUGAGCUGCUCGAUGGUUCUUUAGCUUUACACUGACGCAAAGUUCCUACAUAUACAAUUGCAUUCCAGUUAAUGUGAGGUGGAGUGGAGGGAACUGCAGCACAGCGAAUCCAAAAAAAAAAAAGCUUGACUCAGCUUUCAAGAAUUAAGAAAAGAAUGAAAGCUAUUUUUUAAUUACCGAACAGCAUCUGGAAGAGAGCACUGAAAAACCUCAAUAUCUGGAGUUAUGAUCCGCUGGUACUCAUAUUCAAUUGGGUGCUUUCCAGGAGGGGGAACUUCACUGAGGGACACCAGUGGAAACUAUGUCAGUCACAUACACAACAAGAGAGGGGGGAAAAAAAGCCAAAAUACUUAAAGAGCUGUGCAGUUGCUUACUACUUUACAUAACAUCAAUAUUCACACCUGUGUGACUGGAUCAUCAACUGUGUCUGAUCUCGAUUUUGAAUAGUAGCUUAACCACAGAUUGUCAGCUGCACAACUACUGUUUAGAAAACAUUUAACGUCUCAGCAGUCGAAACUCCCACUACCCCCAAGAAGGACACAUGCGCUCACUUUUGAAAAAAGAAAGUGAAUUAUUCUGACAGUGCUUCUUCGAGUAGGUGUCAUGGCAUCCACAUGUGAUCCUCGCUGAUAAGCAGAGAAACAUUAUCGGGACACUUGUUGAAUUAAUGACAGGAAAAUGUGACCUCCUGAAGUAUCGAGUUAGAACUCAAAAGUUAAGCUGGUUUAUACAACUACAUUACCUCAAUCGCUCCACAUCCGAUUCUUGCGGUUAUGCCGUCAAUGGCGUUGACAUAAUGUCAAUAUCUGGAACUGUGUAACACUUGAAAUGAUUCACCGUGGGCUGGGUAUUGCAGCUUCCAUAUUCUCAGCACUGCUUUCAGUCAAUACUGUAAAUGUGUAUUAACAUAUCCCACACAAGGGUUUGGGUUGAGUUACCAAAUUACCAUGACUUCAUUGUGUCAGAAAAAAACACACACAGCGGUGUCAUCUUCUCUUCUUUUUAUUUUUGUAUCCUCUACUCCUCAUCUCUCUGACAUUAUUGCGACGCGAAGCACCUCAGUUGUCAAAGUCAAGCUUUUGUUUUGAAGAUCAUUUUCAAAAACCAUUAUCUCCCACCAUAAAGAAUAUGGCUAUAAUGACAUGGCUGCCAUUGUGUUCCUGCCUGCUGUCGGAAGCAGGCCUCCAAGAACGAGACAUGCAGUUCAAACAUCGUAGGGUUAAAGGCACACAAUUGUAGAGGCACGUUGAAGACAACACACGUAUUACUGUUUGAUAUAUUAAGAGUAUCGACACUUAAUCUAACCAAACAAUUUAUAAUGAGCUGCCCAACAGAAUAUGCUUUCUAUUUACAAAGUUCCAUUGUUGUCCUUAUUUUUUCCUAGCAGUUUUUGUUUGCCAACCAAAGAAACGUGCAUUCAUGCAAUUUAAACAGUGAAUGAAGAGACCAACCAACAGUGACGGUAAUUGUGUCCUGUUAAAAUGUCGAAAUUAAGUUUGUUGACAUGCCUGACAGACAAGAUCCUGAUGCAGCAGGAUCAGUGGCAAGCUCUUUGUUUGCUCUUGCACUGAACUCGUGAGUCAAUGUGUCUAAUUAUGUUGGAGAGAGAGAGAUUUGUGUUAGCUCGCUUAGCUCUGAGCAAACACUGCCUGAACCCAAUUCAAACUCAACACUGAACACUUCUCAGCAUUUCCAUUUUCCCAGGUAAGGUAAGUUUUAUAUGAUACUACGAUACUGUAGUGUUGCAUUAAGUCUUUUUCAUAGGACUUUUUUUUUGUUAUUGAGCAAGAGCUGCGAGGGUGGCCAAUAAAUAUUGUUUAGGGCUUGAUUAGGUUUGCUUUCUAUAACAUUUUUGCCUCAAACACCUGUGUCAAGAAACAAAACUAAAAUGUAAACACACAGCAGCCAAGGUAUGGAUUAUUAUGCAGAUUAGACCCACAGUUUGUCUACAUCUAUAGAUGUAUAAUGUAGAAAUAUAGGCUUCUUGUGCUGCCUGCUAAAUUCAUCUUAUCCCUAAUUGUAAAAGUAAAAAAAUAUUGUAAGAAUAUAAUUAUAGAAAUGUAUUAAAAGAUUAGUAUCAUGCUUUAUAAUUGCGUGCAUGCCUUGGGUUGACUCCUACUGCAAUCCAGUGAUGUAAUGUAAAUACAACACUUUGUAUAAUUGCCUGUAAACUGUGGGGAAAUAAUUGCACUCACCUAUUAUCACUUGCAGACAAACAAGUGUAGCAAAUAAAUGACCAGCAAAGUGUUAUAUUAGUAUUCAUUUUAUUUUUUUAAGGAGCUAACUAGCCAGGUGCUUUUCAUCCAGGUGAUGGCCACGCCUGCAGGUGAGGUGACCCUCUGUAGCGUCUCAAAGAUGCGCUUCUCACCCACGUUUCUCAGGGAUAACAGCAGCAAUGAUAGGUACCGUUGCUAUGAAUACAAACAAACCUCUCUCUCCCUCCCUCUCUCUCUUUCUCUCUCUCUCUCUCUCUCUUUCGCUUCCCCGCUCGCACCAGCCUCCCCCCACGUGCUCCCUCCCUCGCACCAAAUGUUUUUCCGAGCUUGUUGCUGCGCAACGAGGGCGUGUCCAGCAGUUCCGAGUUCCUUAAGGAUACCUCUCGCGGUUUUCUCAGUUCAGGCUGCCGGUACUCGCAUGGCAACAGGCGAGAGGGGUUCCCCCGUACGUCGCCGCUCUGUCUUGCCGAAAUAAAAUUUAAAAAAAAUCAAAAAUUCAAACCUUCUGGCUGCUUCCACCCGGCGCGCCCAACAAGCGGGAGCAUGUACCGGGAUGUAGUAUAGCGCGCGACGCGGAGCAGAAACUUUCAAUCCGGGGACAUUGAACCCAGCGCAGUAACGCACCCGAAGAGCGGCCGAAAGGAACUCCAGAUUCUCAUUGAUGAGGCAACCUGCAAAUGACGUCGAGAUGGCUUUAGGUGGCACGCUUCUGCCGUCCAUAUCCACGUUCGCCAGCGGACCCUCUGUCAAGAGUAAAUCCAUUGGAAAUGCCAAUUUAAGAUGGAAGGAGGAGUUGUCCCUUCUUAAGAAAUCCAGUGUGCCAACCGGAAGCAGGGGCACUGAUCCAGACCAGCCCUCUGCCACCAGCACAAGAAGCCCCAGCAUGUUCAAGAAAGAGACAGAGCCGGACCUGGACUUGGACUACGACUUCAUUCUUUCCAACUCAAUUCUGCAGCAGCAACAGCAGCAGCAACAGGAGGCGGAGGCCAUGGCAUGCAGCUCUGCCCAGACCUUGUCUCCUUCCCCCAGCUCCUUCUCCUCAUCUUUCCCUCCCCCCUCCCCUCAGGGAACUGCCAAUGAGCUCCUCUAUACCAUUCCAGAUAUCAGUGACGUCUCGCCCUCUGGAGGCUUUGUGGCAGAGCUCAUGAGAGCGGAGUUGGACCCGGCAUACCUCCACCCCACCAGCCUCCACGGCAAGUUUGUAGUAAAGACAACGAUGGACAUGGGCGAGUACAGCCAAGGCGUGAACGUAAGCAAGAUCUGCGUUACUGCCGUGUCGGAGCCGACUCCGUCACGUUCCUCGCCGGCCUUUAUAUGCCCCAGGAUAAAGCAGGAGAACCUCGGUACCUGCAACAUCUCGCAGCCCAUAGACCAACACCUGGCUGGGGUGAACUCCCAGGGCAGAGGGAGCCAGCAACAGCGCCCAUGCCAGCUAGAGCUACAUGGCUUCCCUGGCGGAGGGAGAUCCUUGACAGGCGGCAGAUUAUCCUCAUCCUCUUCCCUCUCCCCAGACCAUCCUCUGAGCCGGGAGCACCAGGUUCUGGGACACCCCCACUCUCAGAUCCCUCUAACUCCCCAGGGUUACCACCAUGGCUCCCCACAGGGCUACAGCUCCUACCCUCAGACACCCACCCUGCAGUACCAAGAUCCCCACAUGAUCUCAAGUGGGGACUGCUUGCCGGAGGAACCAAAGCCUAAACGUGGUCGGCGCUCCUGGCCGAGGAAGAGAGUCGCCUCGCACACGUGUGACUAUGUUGGCUGUGGGAAAACGUACACAAAGAGCUCCCACCUCAAAGCACAUCACCGGACGCACACAGGGGAGAAGCCUUACCACUGCGACUGGGACGGCUGCGGUUGGAAGUUUGCCCGCUCGGACGAGCUCACACGCCACUACAGGAAGCACACAGGCCACCGGCCAUUUCAGUGUGUGAAAUGUGACCGGGCCUUCUCAAGGUCAGACCACCUUGCUCUCCACAUGAAGAGACACUUAUGAGACUUUGUGAUGGAUGAAGGAUCCAAAAAAAGAAAGAAAAACAACAUAUGUUAGCAAGAACCCGGAACAAACUUGUGACCUACACUUUUUUACUUUUUUAAAACCAUAAUUUGCCUUCAAGCCGUUGUCAAGCAUCAAGACAAGCUG